AUGGUCAUUGACAGUACGCGCGCCUAUCGUCCGUUGUGGCGCUGCUUUCGACUGCUGGCACCGACGUUCUUUGGCGCCAGGUCACGUGCGGUUUAUGUCUAUAUGGUGUUAAUGCAUUUGCUGAUUACAGUGCUUUUCCCGAUUCAUCUGCUGCUGGGGCUGCUGCUGCCGACGACGACGCCGGUCCAGCUCUUCCAGAAUUUAACAAUGAGCAUCGUCUGCUUGUCGUGCAGCUUGAAGCAUGUCAUGCAAAUCUGGCAACUUCCACACAUGUUGGAGAUUGAGACAGCUCUCAGGCAGCUGGAUGAUUGUGUGCAGAGCGAAGAAGAACAUCAUUACUAUCAGAAUACGCUACAGAGACGAGUGAGCCGAUUUACCCGCUGCAUUUAUGCAACUUAUACCUUUGUCUACGUGCUCAAUGUUCCUAUUGCAAUCCUGACUCUACUGGCUGAGCCCCGCGAAUUACUUUACGAGGCCUGGUUGCCAUUCGACUGGCGACGUGGUGGCCUGCACUACUACUUGGCCUUUGGCUACCAGUACCUGAGCAUGGUGGCAGAGUGUUGUCAGGGCCUGACAAACGACAUUUAUACCCCGCUCACAUUGUGCAAUGUUAGCGCUCACAUACAUCUCUUUGGCAUACGUAUGUCACGUCUGGGAUAUAGCAAAACACCCGAAGGUCAAACAAAUCAGCAACUACGUUUAUAUUUCGAGGACUUCAAGCUGCUGAUGAGAGUUUACCAACUUACCCGAGAGGUUAUCAGUCCCAUACAACUCAUACAAAUAGUGUUCUGUGGCGUGAGCAUGUGCAUCAUUGUCUCUUAUAUGAUUUUCUAUGUGCGGGACGCAACCUCCUUUUUCUACCAUAUCGUGCUCUUGGCCGUUGUCUGUUUGCAGCUCUUUCCCAGCUGCUACUUUGCCAGCGUUGUGGCCGAGGAAACGGAUCAGCUGCCCUAUGCUGUUUUCUCAGGCAAUUGGUAUGAGCAGUCGAGGGGGUACCGACGCAACGUGGUCAUCUUUACCCAAUUAACUUUGAGACUGGCUAACCGACCCAUGAUGGCUGGAGGAUUGAUAACACUUAAUUUGAAUACCUUCUUUGCUACGCUCAAAAUGGCCUAUUCGCUGUUCGCGGUCAUUGCUCGUGUAAAGAUUAAUUAAAGUCUUCAAUUGUGUUUACCUCGAGCGGUCUUGCCUCUGUGGCUGUUAUUGAUC
Drosophila hydei is the source of this 1209-nucleotide messenger RNA. It is a transcript of the gene Or33c, whose product is annotated as odorant receptor 33c. NCBI's taxonomy places the organism in Eukaryota, Metazoa, Arthropoda, Insecta, Diptera, Drosophilidae. Gene Ontology annotation, cellular component: plasma membrane. The record is from RefSeq and is a predicted model, not a curated record. Gene Ontology annotation, biological process: sensory perception of smell; detection of chemical stimulus involved in sensory perception of smell. Bases 1 to 1155 code for a protein of 384 amino acids. Gene Ontology annotation, molecular function: odorant binding; olfactory receptor activity. The transcript is spliced from 2 exons.